UGUCCUCAUGGCAGCCCUGCUUUGCACAGGAGGACACUGCAGCUGGGGAGGGGAGUCCGAGCUGGGGUCUCCAGGGUGGACCCCAGCCAGGUCAGCCCCCCAGGAUAUUAACGCCAUCCAGCUCUUGCCUGUCUCACAGGAGGGCCCAGACUGUGCCAUGCCCUCACCUUGUGGCGCCCAGAGCCCACUGCCGUCCCCCAGGGAGGGUGCUACUCACCUGGCCUCUCUCUCUGCAGGCCAGAAGCACUUGUGUGUCACCAGCCUCCUGAUCUGCCAGGGUCUGCUCUGGGUGGGCACUGACCAGGGUGUCAUCGUCCUGCUGCCUGUGCCUCGGCUGGAGGGCAUCCCCAAGAUCACAGGGAAGGGCAUGGUCUCGCUCAACGGUCACUGCGGGCCUGUGGCCUUCCUGGCGGUGGCGACCAGCAUCCUGGCCCCGGACAUCCUGCGGAGCGACCAGGAGGAGGCUGAGGGGCCGCGGGCCGAGGAGGACAAGCCGGACGGGCAGGCUCCCGAGCCGGUGCCCGCGCCCGACAGCCACGUGGGCCGGGAGCUGACCCGGAAGAAGGGCAUCCUGCUGCAGUACCGCCUGCGCUCCACGGCGCACCUGCCCGGCCCGCUGCUCUCCAUGCGCGAGCCCGCGCCCGCCGACGGCUCGGCGCUGGAGCACAGCGAGGAGGACGGCUCCAUCUACGAGAUGGCCGACGACCCCGACGUCUGGGUGCGCAGCCGGCCCUGCGCCCGCGACGCCCACCGCAAGGAGAUCUGCUCCGUGGCCAUCAUCUCCGGCGGGCAAGGCUACCGCAACUUCGGCGGCCUGGGCGGCAGCGGGAGGCCGGCGCCGUGCGGGGAGACGGACAGCACCCUCCUCAUCUGGCAGGCGCCCCUGACGCUAUAGCCCCGCCCCGCCGGGGCGCAGGCGCAGCUGCAGGCCUGGCCGCGGCGGGUCGCGCUGUCCCCGAGGUCCCCAGCCGGUGCGGGAAGACUCGCGCUCCAGGGGCCCGCCCGGGCCGCGCGCACAGGCCUGGAUUCUCCAAGACGACUUUGGCAGGGUGAAGGAAAACCUCCUAUUUUUACAGAUAUUUUUUUUUUCCCAGAGUGUUUUGGGGAGGGGUUUUAGGGUUAGGGGAGAGGAAGGACACAUCCGGAGGGAAAUGGCCUUCUUUUUAAAAGCGAAAAACACAAAACCUCACGACUGCCUGGCAAGCCCAGCACCGCCUGUCCCGGCCGCUCGGGGCUCCCAGGCAGGCGCGCGCCCGCCUGCAGGUGCGUGCGCGUG
Molecule: messenger RNA, 1276 nt
Organism: Microcebus murinus (gray mouse lemur)
Lineage: Eukaryota; Metazoa; Chordata; Mammalia; Primates; Cheirogaleidae
Source: RefSeq, a predicted model, not a curated record